Messenger RNA from Lacerta agilis (Sand lizard), 2561 nucleotides. RefSeq names its product solute carrier family 27 member 6 (gene SLC27A6). The record is from RefSeq and is a predicted model, not a curated record. NCBI's taxonomy places the organism in Eukaryota, Metazoa, Chordata, Lepidosauria, Squamata, Lacertidae. Gene Ontology annotation, molecular function: long-chain fatty acid-CoA ligase activity; long-chain fatty acid transmembrane transporter activity.
UUUCCGCGCACCGUCGUCGUCGUUUUUUUGCCCCGGCCGCCGAGCUCAUGUUUCCCUCUUGGGCGACGGGAGUGGCGGCCGGUCUCGUCUCCUUGCACUUCCUCCAGAAGCUCUUCUUCCCUUACUUCUGGGCCGACCUGAAGUACUUGCUGAAAGUGGCGCGCUAUGGCUUGAGGGUCGAAGUCUACAGGCUGCGCGGCAGCGUUUCUACCGCGCUCGAGCGCUUCGGGACGCUGGCCCGGCGGCAGCCCGACAAGCCGUUCCUCAUCUACGAGGAGCAGGUGCACACCUACCGGGAGGUGGACCGGAGGAGCAACCAGGUGGCGCGGCUGUUCCUCGAGGAAGGGGCGCUGGCGAGGGGUGACACCGUGGCUCUGCUCAUGAGCAACGAGCCCGACUUCAUCCACGCGUGGUUUGGGCUGGCCAAGCUGGGCUGCGUGGUGGCUUUCCUCAACUUCAACGUCCGCGCCAGGUCCCUCCUGCACUGCAUCGCCAGCUGCGCGCCCAAGAUGCUGGUGGUGGGAGCAGAUAUGCUUGGAACCUUAGAGGAAAUUCUUCCUAGCCUCCAAGAAGAUAUCAGGAUUUGGGUGAUGGCGAAAGAAUCCACAUUCCCACAUGUUGAUACUAUUUUGGACAAGCUGGAAGUAGCCUCUGAUGAUCCUGUACCAGUUAACCUCUGUGCUGCUAAAAACUUGAAGGAUCCUCACCUCUACAUUUUUACCUCUGGAACAACAGGUUUACCAAAGGCUGCAAUUAUCAGUCACCUGCAAGUUCUAAAAGGAGCUGCUGGAUUAUGGGCAUUUGGUGCUACUCCUGAUGACAUAAUUUAUAUUACUCUCCCUCUUUACCACAGUGCAGCCUCUCUACUUGGCAUAGGUGGAUGUAUUGAACUGGGUGCAACAUGUGUUUUAAGAAAGAAGUUUUCUGCUAGCCAGUUCUGGACUGAUUGCAAAAAGUAUAAUAUUACAGUUAUUCAAUACAUUGGGGAACUGUGUCGUUACCUUUGCAAGCAGCCUGUGAAAGAGGGAGAAAGGAAUCACAAAGUUCGCCUAGCAGUUGGGAACGGAGUAAGAACAGAUAUCUGGAAGGAAUUUUUACACCGAUUUGGUGACAUCAAGAUAUGUGAAUUUUAUGGUGCAACGGAAGGAAACAUUUGCUUCAUGAAUCACACAGGCAAAAUUGGAUCUGUGGGUCGAACUAAUUUCUUUUAUAAGCUCUUUUUCCCUUUCGACUUAAUCAAGUAUGAUUUGCAAAAAGGAGAGCCAAUCAGAAACAAACAUGGAUGGUGUGAAAGAGUUAAGAAAGGUGAGCCUGGCCUCUUGAUAUCCAAAGUACACUCAAAGAAUCCAUUCUUUGGCUAUGCUGGAAAUAAGAGAGACACAGAAAAGAAAUUACUAUGUAGCGUGUUCAAGAAGGAAGAUUUUUAUUUCAAUACAGGGGACCUGAUAUUUCAAGAUCAAGAUAACUUUCUUUAUUUUUGGGACAGGACAGGAGAUACUUUCAGAUGGAAAGGGGAAAACGUUGCCACUACCGAGAUUUCUGAUGUCAUUGGUAUGUUGGAUUUCAUACAGGAAGCCAACGUGUAUGGGGUUUCUGUACAAGGUUAUGAAGGAAAAGCAGGAAUGGCCUCUCUCAUCCUAAAGCCUAAUAAGUCUUUAGACCUGGAACAACUUUAUCAGCAUGUGGUGAUGUAUCUGCCCAGCUAUGCCUGUCCACUCUUUUUAAGACUCCAGGAAAUAAUGGAAGUCACAGGAACUUUCAAGCAACAAAAAUUUCAGUUGGUCCAGGAAGGAUUUAAUCCAUCUGAAAUCAGUGACCCACUAUAUUUUUUGGACAGUUGUAAGAAGUCUUACAUUUUAUUAACUAAUGAACUGCACGAUAGAAUCUUAUCUGGACAAGUGAAACUUUAGUGUUUAUUAAUAAGGAUUUUACAAACUACUGCACAAGACAAAACAAAACUUUAAACAUGUUUGUCAGCUACAUUCUGUAUGGUCUCCUGGCUAAGAGAUCUACACUGUUGAAUUUUACUGUAAAUAUUAGGGAGGGAUUAUGCUUUAUUAAUCUUUCUCUUUUUUGACCAUCAGUGCAUACUAAUCUACCUCUUGUAGUGCAAUCCUAGGGAUGUCUACUCAGAAGUAAGUCCUAUCGAAUUCAGUAACAUUUACUCCAAGGCUAGCCUUAGACUAUCAUUGGUUCAGUAUUUUAUAGUUUUCAUAUACAUAUAUCCUAAUUAAAUGUUUAUGAUAACAUAAACAAAUGACAUUGAGAGAAUAACAAAGCUACAGUAAAAUUACCUUUCGCUGUCUUACGCUGCAUAUUUUAUAGUAUAAUCUCCCUCUGCUGGACAAAAACUGGUCACUAUUAGCAGCAGAUGGCCGUUGUUCCUAAUGGUCACCUCCUAACUACACAGACAUACCUCUUUUUAUUGCACAGUGCUUUAUUGUGCUUUGCAGAAAUUUCUCAUUGUGAGGAUGUCAGUGCAGCUGCAGGAAGCCCAGCCAGGGAAAGGAGGCCUCCUCACCACUGCCUCUCUUCUCGAGAAUGGAGCUGGCUAGGGCUGG